AUGGUAAACAAGUCCUUCGAGACAAUUGGAAUUCAAAACCAAAUUAUUUUUAUUAUCAAAAAAGUUUAUGAUGGUGAGUGAUCACGCAGACAACCAUGACGCUGAAAACGGAAAGACUGUGCAACUCAACGUUAUAGAAGAGAGCGACGAUUUUAAAGUUUCAGGUUGGGGACAUCGGCACCAGCAAUGCCUUAUUCUCUUCUUUUGUCUACUCACCGCGCUCAGCAUGCGGUCUUGCAUGGGCGUGGCGCUAGUGGACAUGGUGAACAAUACCACGAUACCUUUAGCUGAUACAGUAGCUUCCCUUAACAAUACUCAUGUGGGGUUGCUACAUAAUGAGAAUAGAAGUGCCCUUAACGAUUCUUUGAGUGGAGAAAAUAAAACUAGAAGUUACGUUGAAGCUGGUCUACAUGCCCUUCUUUUCAUACCCCCGUACCCCAAAUUCCAAUGGACUAAAAAGAUUCAGGACGUAGUGACGUCCUCGUUCUUCUGGGGCUACAUGCUGCUGCAGAUACCGGGGGGUCAGCUGGCGCACCGCUUCGGGGCCCGAUACCUACUGACCGGCGCUCUACUGAUCAACGCCGUCAUGUGCUUCAGCGUGCCCUGGGCUGCGUAUUAUGGCGGUUGGAUAUUCCUAGCGAUAGUCAGAAUGGUGCAAGGCUUGACGCAAGCGUGCUUGUUGCCAGGAGUUCAUACGAUAUUGGCUAAAUGGGCGCCCUUGGAAGAGAGAGGUCGGCUGGCUGGAUGGGCUUACGGAGGUUCAGUCCUCGGUGCAGUGCUAGGACUGACGAUAACUGGGUUCAUCGCCGCGUCGCCGCUGGGCUGGCCCGGUAUAUUCCGCUUCUACGGCAUCGUCUCGGCCGUCGUCGGCAGUGUGAUGUGGAUCUUCGGGGCCGACACUCCCGCGCAACACAAACGCAUAUCCGCAGCUGAGAAGCGAUAUAUUGAGGAGAGGAUAGGCGUGAGCAAAGGGAAGAAACGCUCAAUCCCCUGGUCUAAGAUCAUCCAGUCCCGUGGCGUGUGGGCCAUCGUGGCCGCCCACGUGGGCUCGGCAUGGGGGCAGCUCACCUUCUACACCGAAGUGCCGGCCUUCAUGGACAAAGUCAUGGGCGUCAAUAUAAAAGCAAACGGAGUACUAACGGCGUUGCCCUACCUCCUGAUGUGGUUCGCGAACUUCUUCUACACCUGGUUCUCUGACAUGCUGAUAGUGAAGAAAAUCCUCAAUGUGGCCCGCACGAGGAAAUUGGCUAACUCUUUUGGAAGCUUCCUCCCAGCCGUGGGUCUGGUGGUGCUGGCCUACGUGCCCAAGAACAUCUACGUGGUGGAAGCGGUGCUCAUCGUGCUCUGCGUCUGCAAGGUGGCUUCCAACGUCGGCUUCCAUAUAAACCACAUCGACAUCUCGACCAACUUUUCUGGCACUUUGAUCGGCAUCAGCAACUUCGCAGCCAACGCGUUCGGCUCCCUCGCUCCGAUCGUUGCUGGCUUCAUUCUGACCGAUGUGACAAGUGAGUAUCUCUGGAGGCAGGUUUUCUUCGUGUCUGCCGCUAUGUACACCGUCACAAACCUGGUCUACGUCGCGCUCGGAGAAGGAGAGAAGGCUGACUGGGACAACCUUCCAGAUGAUGAGAAUGAGACAAAAGAUGAUGAUAAAGAAAUCGAGCCUAUGAUUAAGGAAAAUCAAACUACUCUCCAACAAUAAUAUUAGCUAGAUAGAAUGUCUGUUCAUUUUAUUAAUUUAAAUUAUGGUAUUAUGUAUUUUGUAGGAUAUUUGCCAUAUCUUUCAAAUAUGACUAAUAUUUUCGUUGCCCUCAAACUAGUCUAGUCUAGUCUAGUGAAGCUAUAUGGCUUUAGUUAUACUAGUUACAACUUUUAGUAAUAAGAAAAUAAUAAUCUAGUUUUUCUUU
Messenger RNA from Bicyclus anynana (squinting bush brown), 1904 nucleotides. RefSeq names its product putative inorganic phosphate cotransporter. The coding region runs from base 68 to 1699 and encodes 543 amino acids. The record is from RefSeq and is a predicted model, not a curated record. Gene Ontology annotation, cellular component: plasma membrane. Gene Ontology annotation, molecular function: transmembrane transporter activity. The transcript has 10 exons. Gene Ontology annotation, biological process: transmembrane transport; monoatomic anion transport. Lineage: Eukaryota; Metazoa; Arthropoda; Insecta; Lepidoptera; Nymphalidae.